Molecule: messenger RNA, 1253 nt
Organism: Thamnophis sirtalis
Lineage: Eukaryota; Metazoa; Chordata; Lepidosauria; Squamata; Natricidae
Source: RefSeq, a predicted model, not a curated record
AUGGCCAGGAACCAGUACCAAGAAGGGCAAAUGUGGAAGAAAUCCCCACCCCAAUGGAAGCAAGAACCCUUCAAUCCGCAAACGGCAUCUUCUCUAAAACCCUCAGCCUGUUUUAAGGGUGGAAAGGAGGGGCACCGAGCUGCAGAAUGCCAUUCUCAAGCACCGGCUAGGCAACCAGAGCAUCCAUUGCAGGGGAAACCUUCGAAACCUGGCCAGCAUGAGAAGGAGACAGCCCUGAGGAGCAGGGAGAUCAUAGAAUCUUCACCCCCUCCCCUCUUAGAGAAGGAAACCCAGGCUUAUCAGCAGGAGAAACCAUACUCACUUGGAAGCGAUCCAGAGGAUGAACCACUGAGGGUGAAGGAGCAAAGCAAACCUCUCAACAUAGUUAGUUAUGGUCUUUUGUUUUUGUGUCUUCCUUUUCAGCCCGACUUUCUAUCUAUGGUUCAUAUACGUUAUUUUACACCUUUUCCCGCUCUCAUAUUUACUUGUGUGGUGUCGAUAAUAAUGGUCAUACCUGCGAGUUUCAACAAGAUAGUGAACCUUUUCAGCUUUACAGCUUGGAUUUUCAACGGGAUCAGUGUUGCAAGUCUCCUGUAUUUAAAGAUUAAGAAACCAGAACUCCCAAGAUCUUACAAGGUACCAAUCAUCAUACCAAUCAUUUUUCUGAUGAUAUCGAUCUACCUGGUACUGACACCCAUCAUUGACCAGCCACAGGUCGAGUUCUUCUAUGUUAUACUCUUCAUCCUCAGUGGUAUCAUAUUUUACUUCCCCCUGGUUCAUUACAAGUAUUGCCCUGCAUGCCUACGGAAAUUAACUAUUUAUAUGCAGCUUUUAAUGGAAGUUGCAGCAACUGAAAAGGACACGAAGUGAAUGAAUAUUCAUAAAGCCGCUUUGACAAAUGUUCUAAUUAUCCGUACAGUUCUGAUCUGUAGAGAAAUGAGGGUACAGCUUUUCCUGAUCAUGUUUCAGAAACAUUUUGAAACCGGAUCACAAUUGUUCCUACCCCUAUCUAGGUAGUAAUUGGGGGGAGGGGGAGAAAGAGAGGAAGCUACCAGAAUGCCCCUUUUUAUAUUUAUUGUCUGUUUUGCUUUUUAAAUUUCUCUUUCUCCAUUUUUUUUAUACAUACAUACACAUUUUUUUCUUUUUUCUUUUUUGUGGCUUGAAUAUCUUACUUUAACCAAUAAAAAAGAAAAGAGGUUUAAAAAACGGUUCCACCACAAAAUCGCAGAGGACAAAAUCGCGCUCGACGAAAG